This is a messenger RNA of Rhododendron vialii, 678 nucleotides long. RefSeq lists its product as uncharacterized. The coding region runs from base 176 to 418 and encodes 80 amino acids. The record is from RefSeq and is a predicted model, not a curated record. Lineage: Eukaryota; Viridiplantae; Streptophyta; Magnoliopsida; Ericales; Ericaceae. The transcript has 3 exons.
GUCUGCCAAACACCCCCGUAAUCUGUCUAAGCAACCAAACACGGCCCAAUAUCGCAGCAUAUAGGAAAUAGGAAAGCGUCUUGGAUAGCUCCAAAACAAAUCCUCCGUCAGUUCCAUUACUUCCAAUCGCUGAAACAGUCGAUCAAUCUGCUCCGAUAUUCCAUCGCUGCCAAAUAUGUCAGGCAAGUACAUAAUAGGCUCUCUAUUGGGAACUUGUGUUGUUGCAUAUGUGGCCGACCAUUUUAUUGCCGACAAGAAGAUAUUUGGAGGCACUACUCCUGGGACUGUUUCUAACAAAGAAUGGUGGGAAGCGACUGAUAAGAAGUUCCAGGCAUGGCCUCGGACUGCAGGUCCCCCGGUGGUGAUGAACCCCAUCAGUCGUCAGAAUUUCAUCGUCAAGUCCAGCGUUGAUUCUUGAAGCUCCACUACUACCUGUGAUCCUUCACCAGGUUUCCCUUAUUGGCAUGCUAUUCUUCCUUGAGAGGAAUUUCUCAAGGUCCAAACAAUUAUAGCUUUUUAGAUCGGUGCUACUCUUAAAUUGGUUUGUUAUGGCCUUUGUGCUCUUUCAUUUUCCUACUGGUUUGGGGAUAGGUUUUUCUUGACAUACUGCAAAUUUUAUCUGAAUAAAUGGAAUGGUGGUGAGGUGAUCAAACCAUGCUGCUUUGUUGUUCGUAUGCA